This is a messenger RNA of Rattus norvegicus (Norway rat), 7057 nucleotides long. Lineage: Eukaryota; Metazoa; Chordata; Mammalia; Rodentia; Muridae. The record is from RefSeq and is a predicted model, not a curated record.
UAUGUUUCAUUUUUCUUUACUUAAUGAGGCUUUUUAUUAAGCUUUUUAUUCACCAUUACACCCUUAGAUGCACAGUGCUAGGAUCGUAUUAGGUGCUCAAUAAAUCACUGACCAUUGGGGAGGAGGAAUGAUAAGAAAGUAUGUAUUUUCUGUAAGUUCUGUUAGUUUUGGGAACAGGUGGUUUUAGGUUGACCAGUUAUAGCUUGGUAUCUUGACCCACAUAAGACAACUUGACAGAACCCCCUUUCUGGCCAUUAUGUUCAACAUAUUUUACUCUUAAUCAUUCUUGAAAAUCAUGGAAUUAGUGUGGAAAAUUGAUUUUACCUGCAGUAUAGCAAAAAAGGCCAGUCUAGAUAGGUAAGCAGAUAUGUUUCUCCAUGAGCUGAUGUCUUAAAACAUCUAGAUUUAGGAAUUUAGUUUUGUGUUUUCUAAACAUACAUCGUACAGCAUACAGAUAACAUCGUAAUAGAAUAAAGGAAUCUUUUGAUUUAGCACCAAAUUCCCUAAAGCAAUGACUACUGCACAGCUCUCUUGGACAUAUAAAUAGCCUAAAUUAUAUUUCACUCUUUUAAAGAAAUAAUGAAAGCACUUAAGGUUAAGCAAAGCCCAUGGGAAAAGUUUGCUGCGGUGUUUCUCUUUGGUUUCUUGUGCUCUUUCUAGAGAAUGACUUUAAGAAGUCAGGGCGGUCAGGUGGUCAGCGUAGUCACGCAGUCAUGAGCAGAUGGUUAAGCAAUGUGCUAGGGCUCCAUCGGCCAGUGAGCCCAGCUGAAGAGGAGAGUCUAGCCAGUGAGCCUGACUGAGGAGCAGAGGCUAGCCAGUGAGCCUGACUGAAGAGCAGAGGCUAGCCAGUGAGCCAGUCUGAAGAGCAGAGGCUAGCCAGUGAGCCAGGCUGAAGAGCAGAGGCUAGCCAGUGAGCCUGACUGAAGAGCAGAGGCUAGCCAGUGAGCCUGAAUGAAGAGCAGAGGCUAGCCAGUGAGCCUGACUGAAGAGCAGAGGCUAACCAGUGAGCCUGACUGAAGAGCAGAGGCUAGCCAGUGAGCCAGGCUGAAGAGCAGAGGCUAGCCAGUGAGCCUGACUGAAGAGCAGAGGCUAGCCAGUGAGCCUGAAUGAAGAGCGGAGGCUAGCCAGUGAGUCUGACUGAAGAGCACAGGCUAGCCAGUGAGCCUGACUGAAGGCUGAAGAGCAGUGAUUUUAACCUUUAUUUCUAAGUUCUUCAGUUUUCCUAAAAGACAAAAGUUUCCCUCCAUAAAGUUUGACUAAAGAGGUUCUCCUUGCUCUCUUCUUCUUAUCUCCUUUCCUCUUGCUCUUAUGACACAAUAAUUUCCUUACUCUCAAGGCCUUCCUCUCAACGCUGUGCCUUUACUUCUAAGUUCUUCUUGAGUUCUGUUCUCUUCAGUUCAGUUCUGUCUAAAAAGCUUCUCUCUCUUUGUACUCAGUAUUUGUAUAUCUUUCUGAACACAGCAUCACAUGGUGAAAUGUUCACCACAAGUUUGCACAGGAAUUCAAAUCAUAAGUUGGAUAAUCAGUUUACGACAGAGAAUGUUUACAUGCAUAUCCAUGAAGAGUAAUCCUCAGGAUAAACAGUCACCAUCUGUCACCAGCUCUGCACAUUCAUGGAGAGUUAAAAGCUGUAAUUUUUAUGAGAAAAAAAUAAGUGAAAUUACCUAUAGGCAAAUCCAGUCAGUUAUUUAUGUUCAGUCCAUGCACCUAUAGUAAAUGAUUUGUUCUCCUUUUAUGAACUUUGGUUAAUUGGUUUAUACCCUCUUAGGAUGGGCUCUAAUUUGUAGAUGCCUCCUUGGUAUUGGAGAAGCAAUUCACUCAUGACACUUUAAGAAUAGAAGAGAUCUCAAUGCAAUUUUGAUCACCAGAGAAAACAUAAUAGCAGUCCUAUUAUAAAAGCUUAAAAUUACUAAUCUAAUUUAGGAAUUCUUAUAGAACCAUCAUUAGGAAUUAAGAAAUCAACUAUUUGUCUAUACAUCAUCACGCCAAGACAAUACAUCUUUGUUGCUCUGUGGUGAUCUGCUCAAAAGAGUGGGGUAAAGAGCAUGACAAAUACAGAGGCAGAUGCUUGCAGUCAACCAUUUAGCUGAAAACAGGGUCCCAAAUGGAGAGUUAAGAGAAAGGAUUGAGGGAGCUGAAGGGGUUUACAGCCACAUAAGAACAACAGUAAGAAACACCCAGAGCUCCCAGGGCCUAAACCACCAUCCAAAGAGUACACAUGGACAGACCCAUGGCUACAGCUGCAUAUGUAGAAGAGAAUGGCCUUCUUGGGCACAAAUGGGAGGAGAAGCCCUUGGUCUUGUCAAGGCUUUAUGCCCCAGUAUAGAGGAAACCAGAACAGGGAGGCAGGUCGGCCUGGGAGUUUGGGUGGGUGGUAACACCCUCACAGUAGAAGGGGGAGGCGUGUUAUAAGGGGUUUAGUGGAUGGGAAACCAGGAAAAGGGAUAACAUUUGAAAUGUAACAAAAGCCCUCUCUGGGGAUGGACAGCGGCUAAGGAUGCUCUGAGCACCUCCUUCCCUGCUGCCUCCCUUUGAUCACGACUGUGGUGUAUGGUGUCAGCCUGGGACUCCCCAUGGGAUGCUGCUGGCACUGGUCCUGGUGUUCAGGGCCAAGAGCAUGAUGAGCAAGGAGCACAUGGUUUGUCCCGAUUCAGAGCUGGGUGAGUGGCCACCAGAGGAUUAGGACAGCUUCCUGUACAAUCAUGAGGACUUCCUGGGCAAGGAGGACUCCAAGACCUUUGAUAGUAAGCCUGGACGAGAGCAGGAGAGGCUGGGGAAAAUUGUUGAUCCAAUUGACAGUGAUGGAGGUGGCCUUGUUACUACUGAAGACCUGAAAGUUUGGAUCAAACAGGUACAGAAAAGAUACAUCAACCAUAAUGUGGCUAAACUCUGGAAGGAUUGGGAUACAUAUACGAAAAGAUCUCCUGGGAAGAAUACAAUCAGGCCAACUAUGGCUACUACCUGGUUAACCUUGCUGAAUUCCAAGAUAGCUCUGAUCAUCACAACUUUAAAAAGUUGCCUCCAUGAGAUGAGAGGAGGUUUAAGGCCUUGACGGUGACCUGACAGCUACUCAGGACGGGUUCAUUGCUUUUCUACACUAAGAGGAUUUAGAACAUAUGAAGGAGAUUGUAGUUCUGGAAACCCUGGAGGAUAUCGACAAGAACGGGGAUGGUUUUGUGGACCAGGAUGAGUACAUUGUGAACAUCUUUUUCUCACGAGGACAAUUGCCCUGAGACAGACUUGGUUUUGUCUGGGGAGCAGUUCAAUGAUUUCCCAGAUCUGAACAAGGAUGGGAAGCUGGACUAGGAUGAGAUUCGCCACUGGAUCCUCCCUCAGGACUAUGACCAUGCACAGGGUGAGUUCUGGCAUCUGGUGUAUGAGUCAGAUAAAAAAAGAUUCUUACCAAGGAGUAGAUUUUAGACAACUGGACCAUGUUUGUGGGAAGCCAUGCCACCAAUUACAGGGAAGAUCUUACCAAAAAUCAUGAUGAUAUUUGAAAGACACUCAUCCUCAUAUGGCCAACGGUCACAGGCUUUCUACAGAUGUUCUGCGUGAUUGCUAUAUUUGUCAAGUAUAUAGCAGUUGUGUCCCUAAACAAUGAGAAACCUUUCUAAAGCUCAAAAAAAUCAUACUUUGCACCACAAACAAUAAUAGUAGGAGAUUUAAACACCCUACUUUCAUCAAUGGACAGAUCAGGGAAACAGAAAUUAAACAGAGACAUAGAAAGACUAACAGAAGUUAUGAACCAAAUGUAUUUAACAUAUAUUUAUAGAACACUCCACCCUAAAACCAAAGGAUAUACCUUCUUCUCAGCAUCCCACAGUACCUUUUCCAAAAUUGACCAUAUAAUCGGUCACAAAACAGGCCUCAACAGAUACAGGAAGAUAGAAAGAAUCCCAUGUAUCCUAUCAAAAAACCACGGACUAAGGCUACUGAUCAAUAACAACAAAUAGGACAGAAAGCCCACAUAUACAUGGAAGUUGAAGUCAAUGACAACUUGGUUGGUCAUUGGAGACAUAAGAAAAAAAUUAAAGAUUUCUUAGAAGUAAAUGAAAAUGAAGAUACAACAUACUGAAACUUAUGGGACACAAUAAAAGCAGCGCUAAGAGGAAAAAUCAUAGCUCUGAGUGCCUGCAAAAAGAAACAAGAGAGAGCAUAUUUCAGCAGCUUCACAGCACACCUAAAAGCUCUAGAAAAAAUUAAAUAAACCCUAGAGAAGUAGAAAGCAGGAAAUAAUCAAACUCAGGGCUGAAAUCAAACAAGAAGAAACAUAACCGAGUAUCAAAAGAAUCAGCAAACCCAGGAGCUGGUUCUUUGAGAAAAUCAACAAGAUAAAUAAACGCUUAGCCAUACUAACCAGAGGGUACAGAGAGUGUAUCCAAAUUAAUAAAAUCAGAAAUAAAAGGGAGACAUAACAGCAAAAUCUGAAGAAAUUAAAAAGAUCAUCAAAUCCUACUACAAAAACGUAUAUUCAACAAAACUGGAAAAUGUAGAGGAAAUGGACAAUUUUCUAUACAGAUACCAGGUACCACAGUUAAAUCAGGAAUAAAUAUACCUUCGAAACAAACCCGUAACUCAUAAAGACAUAGAAACUGCUAUUAAACAUCUCCCAUCACACCAGUCAGGAUGGCUAAGAUCAAAAACUCAGGUGACAACAGAUGCUGGUGAGGAUGUGGAGAAAGAGGAACACUCCUCCAUUGUUGCUGGGAUGGCAAACUGGUACAAGCACUCUGGAAAUCAGUCGGAAGGUUCCUCAGAAAAUUGGACAUUGCACUACCUGAGCACACAGCUAUACCUGUCCUGGGCAUAUACCCAAAAGAUACUCCAACAUAAAACAAACACAUAUGAUCCACUGAGUUUAUAGCAGCCUUAUUCAUAAUAGCCAGAACCUGAAGUGAACCCAGAUGCCCUUCAACAGAGGAAUGGAUUCGAAAAAUGUGGUACAUCUACACAAUGGAGUACCACUCAGCUAUCAAAAACAAUGACUACGUUCAAUUCAUAGGCAAAUGGAAAAAACUAGAAAAUAUCAUCCACAGUGAGGUAAUCCAAUCACAGAAAAACACACUUGGUAUGCUCUUGGUAGCGAUGGCCUUGAAGCCCUCCAUUAUUGAUGUUAUUAUUAUGGUUACCAUUAAGUAUGACUGGGUUCAUGGAAAAUCCCCAGCCAGCUGCAGAAGACUAAUACAAAUGUGGUGGUCAAGAUGAAUAAUCAUAUGAUAACGUGUGACGUUAAGAUACCCAAUGUCAUGACCUGUAACCUUUCUGAAAAACCAACAUCCUGCUGACUAAUAGAUAUGACAAACCUGUGAACUUUCUGACAACCUGUCAACAUCAGCCGAUUCCCUGACCACAUGAAUAUUGUGUCCUUGGCGUGGGUAAUUGUUUUUUACUUCUCUCCUCUCUCUGUUACCCUUUUUAUGGUACAAAUUCAGCCUUGGGGAAAAAUAAAAUUGUCGCCUUGAUCAGACUCUUGUCUUGGAGUCCUUCGUCACGUCUCUUGUCCCCCAUUCUCUUCCAGAUUCUCAGCACCCCUCAUUGACAGUAUGUACUCAUUGAUAAGUGGAUAUUGACCAAUACCUCAAAUUACCCAAGAUGCAAUCUACAGAUCUCAGGAAACUCAAGAAAAGGAUGACCAAAGUGCAGAUGUUCCCACACCUUCUUAAAAUGGGGAACAAAAGUAUCCAUAGGAGGGGAUAUGGAGGCCAAAUCUAAAGCAGAGCCUGAAGGAACAGCCAUUCAGAGCCUGCCCCACAUGUGGCCCAUGUAUAUACAGCCACCAAAACUAGGUUUUGGUAGGAAGGCAUCAUCCCAAAGUGUCAUAAGUCAGCAAGUGGAGUGUCUAAAGGAACUGGAGGAACUCAAAUUUGAAAUCCAGAAGUGUCAAUUCGAGAGGGAUGAACUUUACCAAAUCCUGGACCUUUAUAUCUAUGAUGAUUGGGACCACAGGCUGGAUGUCGAAUUGCCAGUCCUUCAAUCGGAACAUGAGAUGAGAAUGAUGGCUAUGCAAAUGAUGACCAACUCAAUAAGUGAUGCCAUGGAGAGGUACAAGGAGCUCAUACAAGUGAACAGUUCCUACCGAAUCAGGCAAUCCCAGCUCCUACAUGAACAAGCUCAAUUGAAGAACAAUAUACAGAUUUUGCUGAAUGAGAAGAGAAAACUGCUGGUGGAGCAGACUGAACUCCCAGCAUCUUCUGUGGAGGCAAAGAGGUUGUGUGAAGAGGCCGGAAUGAACAUCUGUGACCCCAGAGCCAAGCCACAGCAGGUCUGAAAUUCUCCAGCAGAAACUCGAACAUGACACAGACCAGGACAAGAUCUCCCUUGGAGAGAAGAGCUACAGGAGGAGAACUAAGUGUGCACAGCAAAUACACCACUAUUGCAUCUCAUCUGUAAUGUCCAUAGCAAUUGUGGGCUGCAUUUUCCUCCUUUAGUUUGAUUUCUUUGGAUUGAAUAUGUUGUAUUUUAACCUCGCCUCUCUCCAGCAAGUGUAAAUUUUUGGAGGGACCCAGAGAAGUGCUGAUGCACAUCAAUCAAAAGCUGCUGGUCAUCCAGAAAGACUGUGCACGUAGAAAUUUGUACUUGUCCUGAUGGGUAUCCAGAAGAGUUUCAUGGAGAUCAGUUCACAACAUUGGAAAGACUUUGAGACAAAGUCUGUAAUACCAUUUAUACUCAAUAUUGGAUGGCUUUUUCCUUAAUACCCCCACUCCAACAAAAGAGACCUACUUCCACUCCUCUUGAAAAGAUUAUUACCAUCAGUAACUGCUUGUCUACUAUGUCUCCGAGGCAAGCCACAGGCUAUAAGUCUAUUCUGCAAAAGGAGCAGCAAAAGAAUGCUUAGAGCAAUUCCUCUAUUUAAAGUUUGGUUGAGUUUUGAUUAUUUUGGUUUUUUGGUUUUCCUUCUAUUCAUUUGAAGAUUUGUUAUUAAUCUGUUGUUGUUUUGUUCAUUUGCUUUUCUAUUUUGAUAAGGAUAUAGACUGUAUAUAUUGACUACCUGCAUCUGGUUACUAUCAAGUAAAUUGGAUGUAUUCUGGUGAAUAAAGGAGUAAUUUCAAACUCUUCA